Molecule: messenger RNA, 1621 nt
Organism: Oryzias melastigma (Indian medaka)
Lineage: Eukaryota; Metazoa; Chordata; Actinopteri; Beloniformes; Adrianichthyidae
Product: arrestin domain-containing protein 3
Biological process (GO): protein transport
Cellular component (GO): cytoplasm; plasma membrane
Source: RefSeq, a predicted model, not a curated record
AAUUCACUUACUUACUUUAUAAAUGCAAUAAACCCAAGCAAUAACUGCUAACUAAUUCAUUGAAUAAUCCACUUAAUAAUGCAUAGUAAUGUAUUAAAGUCUCUGAUAAUGUGUUAUUUAGUCAUUAAAUAAUGUGUCACUAUGCAUUUACUUAAGUUAAUAAAGGGACUCUUCUUCUAAAGUUUUACCUACAUUUCUUGGAGGUUCUUGGUAUGUUUUUGACUGCUGUUUUCUGAACUUGACCACUCCUUGUGUAAGCCCGAACACUGAAGAGCAAAGAAAUCAUUCAUCUUCUUUCUUAAAAUAGCAAACCUGCUUUUGGCUUGUUGCUUUGGGGGCAUCAGGCCUUCCCAUUUACGCACUGUAUGAAACUAGAAAAACGUGUUGAUCCGGAUUCACAGGUGGAAAUAAUAGAGAAACAAGCAGGUGUUUCAGUGAGCUGCAGUUAUUGAACUUCUCUUCUGGCUUGCAUCGACUUGUUUUUUUGUUGUUUGCUUUUUUUUGUUGUUCUUUUUUUUUUUGUUUGGCUCAAAAUGACGAUAAAAACUUUUGAAAUUCAGUACAACUCUAUCAACAGCAGGAACACCUUUACAAAUGGAGACACCAUGACUGGGAAAGUGAUUUUGGAGACGACAAAGGUACUGAAAAUCAAAUCGCUUGUUUUCAUUGGCAAAGGAAGAGCUCGAGUUUGCUGGCGGGAGAACCACGGAGACAACCAUCAUGUAUACUGGGCUAAUGAGAAAUUCUACAGCAUCAAACAUCAUAUAUUGGCAGGCACUGAAUUCAUUGAAAAAGGAAGACAUGAGUUCGUAUUUAGCUUCAAGAUACCUGAGAAAGAUAUGCCGUCAACUUUCAACUCACCUGUUGGCAAAGUCAUCCAUAAAGUGAAGGCCGAGCUGAAACAGUCGAUGAAAUUGAGAAAAAAAGCCAAAGCGCACUUCACCUUCGUGUCCAAACCAAACAUGGAUUUAUUGCAGGAACCUCAAAGUGGAUGUCAGGACAAAAACAUAUCUUCGGGGUUUGGAAAUGUUUCUCUGGAUGUUCAUACCCCGAAGAGGGGUUACAUGCAAGGUGAGGAUCUGACUUUUAAGGUUGAAAUCAAAAAUUGCUCAACGUGUUCAGUGAAACCCAAGUUUGAACUGUACGAGAAGAGGAGCUACUUGGCCCAGGGUCACCGAAAACUGGAAACACACACAAUUCUUACCGGCAGAAUCGAUGAUGCCUCCUCUCAGGAGUCAGGGCAUGUAUUCAAGACCGUCAGCAUCCCUGCACAGCUGCCCCCCUCCAUUCUGAACUGCCCCAUCAUAAAGCUGGAAUACCGGCUGUGGAUCUAUCUGGACAUUGAAUUUGCUAAAGAUCCUGCGGUUAAACUCCCUAUUGUCAUCUUACCCAUGUUUCACCCUGAAGGAAUACCUCCAGCGAACAUUGUCAAUGGAUUUGAUGCACAACAAACAGGCUUCGGCUUUCCACAGCAACCAGGCUCGGCCUUUACGUGGCAACUAAACUCGGGUUUUGCACCACAGCCCAACCCAGGCUUUGCACAGCAACCAGGUUCAGGCUUUGCACGGCAAUUAAGCCUGAAUUUUCCACCUCAGCAAGGCAUGGGCUUUGCACCACAACC